ACUUUACGGCAGAGUAUGUCGACAUCGCUGGAGUUAAAGGCGAACUUUAGCCUCGAAGCUGAUCUGGAACAUCUCACACACACUCACACUCACACACUCUGUCUCACACACACCUGCUCUGAUGGCGAACGCGGCUUUAUUCGGAGCUUUCAGGCGCUUUAUGAGCAGAAAUGUGAAGAUCUGGAGAAGCAAUGAGCGCGUCUGGGCGGAGAGAGUCCGAGCUUCAAGCAGGAAGGGUGUAGUGCUGUUGGCUGUAACUCCUCUGUCAUACCUGAUCUACCAGAGAGUGUCUCGUCUCGCUCCGGUGUGUGCGCUGAACUCAGCUGAAGAGAUUCUAGAACAAGCAGAUUACCUGUACAGCUGCGGAGAAACACAGAAGCUGCACCAACUGCUGGACAAACACAGAGACAGUGGUGACGCAGAGUUCCUGUGGCGUCUGGCGCGUGUGUGUCGUGAUCUGGCUCUCCUGUCAUCCGCGGAAGAGAAGCGGCGUCUGACGUACGAAGCGUUUCAGUACGCCACCGCCGCGCUGCAGAGAGACGAGCAGUGCUACGCUGCGCACAAAUGGUUCGCCAUCUGCCUCAGUGAUGUGGGCGAUUAUGAGGGCAUCAAAGUGAAGAUUGGAAACUCCUACAUCAUCAGAGAACACCUGGAGAGGGCCAUCCAGCUGAACCCACGGGAUGCAACGUCUAUACACAUCCUGGGCUUCUGGUGUUUUGCCUUCGCUGAGUUGCCGUGGUAUCAGCGUAAGGUGGCAGCGGUGAUCUUCGGUUCUCCUCCAACAGCCACAUAUGAAGAGGCUCUAGAGUUCUUCCUGAGAGCUGAAGAAGUGGAGCCCAGUUUCUACAGUAAGAACCUGCUGAUGCUGGGGAAGACCUACAUGAUGCUGCGGGACGUCCAGCAGGCGGCGCUGUGGCUCACCAAAGCCAGAGACUAUCCUGCAGUCACAGAGGAAGACCGACAGGUCCACCAGGAGGCGCAGGAGCUGCUGAAGAGGCUCGGUGUGUGACACACACACACACACACACACCAGCAUCCUCCUCCUCCUCCACUCUAGAGAUUUGUUACGCACUGAUGAACUGUUUAAUGUGUGUCUGUGCACACGACUACUGCAGCACUCUGACAUCUGACACACACACUGAGGGUCUCUCAGCAGUAACACACACUCUGAGGGUGUGUGUGUGUGUGAUGUUUAGCAGGGUGUGGGGACCAGAGUCAGCUCUCUCUGUAUUACUGCAAUAAAGACAUCUAGAUUAUAUACA
Molecule: messenger RNA, 1262 nt
Organism: Danio rerio (zebrafish)
Lineage: Eukaryota; Metazoa; Chordata; Actinopteri; Cypriniformes; Danionidae
Gene: rmdn1
Product: regulator of microtubule dynamics 1
Cellular component (GO): cytoskeleton
Source: RefSeq, marked validated